This is a messenger RNA of Porites evermanni, 7530 nucleotides long. The record is from the annotation of a GenBank genome assembly. NCBI's taxonomy places the organism in Eukaryota, Metazoa, Cnidaria, Anthozoa, Scleractinia, Poritidae.
AGCGAGCUAAAGGCAUGAACAAUCCCGUCAGGUACUAGAAAACUUUAUUAUUCUCACAUGUGGGGGAGAGAGAGUAAAUCAUGGUAAAUGAAUGAGUCAUUCGGCUGCCUCCAGCUCUAUUCUAUUGAAGCUCGGCAGGUUUCACACGCAAAACAAGAAAUCGGCAGACGGCGAGACCACGGAUUGGUUGAGCAACCCUGAACAAGUGUUAAGACACCACCGCAGAUGUUCAAAAGCCUUUUGUUUGUGGUGCCAAAGUCGACGACAUUUGAAAUUCAAAACUCCGGUAGCAGCCUAUGAGGUCUAAGGAAGAUAAUACGUAAUGUUUUCACGUCCUUCCGUGGUGGCAGGUUUUGAUUGACAACCACGGCUGCCGCCCUAAGAGCUCUCACGGGUGUCUGCUGAACACUGCCGCGUAGUCGAAUCACCAUAUCUUACAAGUCGGCAUCAACACAGAUCCCUACUGAACGAAGAACCCGUCCUUCUUAGAAAUAAUCGUCUUAGAGUAAGUAUAAAAGUAGUCCUUUUCCUUGGAAACGGUCUCUGAGCCGCCAAAGUGGUGAGAAAAUUCAUUUGUGAGGGGCAUCUUCGUGGUUCGGUUCAUACCAGCUGUCGACCUAUUCCUCAGAUUGACGCGUCUUCUUUCGCUCGUUUUGUUGCCGAUGGUAGCUGUCUUUUUCAAAAGCUAGGCGGGAUUGAGAAAUCUUUUAAGUUCCAAUCUGAAAACUCCAUCGGUCUAGCUCCUAAUACAUCGUUGUCCUUGUCUUCAUUACCAUGGUAAGACCUUUCUGAUGCCGGCAGUCCUACGGUGUACCGCGAAGGAAGUGUACGAACGAAGUUAUCAUCGACAACGAAAUGGCUAAACAGCACUACCUACCUACUGGUGUAAUUUUUUUUAAAAUAAAAAAGAGGUAUUUAAGCGAGGUGAAAUCAAGAGGACGAUGAAGAGUUGACUCGGAAAACAAUGCUGUUUUGUCCGUCAGCAUCGCCGGAAUAUGGAGGUGUCUUUGUUUGUCGGAAAUGACUCUUUCUUCUUCACCGGGAGACUGCUUUCCGAACAACUCUUUGUGAAGCUUCUUGCUUUUUUAUCUGCGCUUACAGAAAGCAUUUUGAAGGCCAAAAAGCGACCAUCAAGGAAAGGCGGCUAGACGUUUGAAAAAUCUUGAAAAUUUGAGGGAUUUGAUGAAGAAGGAGAAAGCGAUCUGGCGACGGACCUCGUGGCAUGACGGCCAAGUCGCAAACUCCGAAUGUCUCAUCAAAACGACCUAGGACUUUCAAGGAUCACCACGACUGUACAAUACAAUUUAAAUUAUCCCAUCCGAGUGUUAGAAAGACGAAGGAGAAAUUUUGUCAUUCUAAUGAAAUAUUUCGAAAUCUCGCCGUUCAGCUGCGAUUUGCCUCCGUCGGGGGUCGAGCCUGAAUACCUCAUGUCAACGGGUAUUUUUAGCCCUUGACGUAAACAGAGCAGUCUUUAAAUUUUCCCACCGCGGGUCGCGAAAGGGAAAUAAUCAUCGUUGAAAAUCACUGUUUACAGCAAUGAACUGGAAGAGAAUUAAAUAGAAUGUAUUCCACGUAAAGUGGGAAAUAUAUUAUCUUUUUUAAUUAAGCUUACAUUUGUGCACUUUGAUUAUCUGCGGCGCGUGAAGUCGAUUUUUUGUUGUUUUCAUUUGAAAUUCGGGCGAACAUUUUUUGAGAUGAGGAAAUGCAGUCAAAUUCAUUUGGAAAGGAAGACAAAAUAAUCGAAACGAAAGAGACAAAGAAAUAUAUUAGACAUGUAGCGAGGCAUAUAUUAUGUUUUUAAUUACAUAUGUGCACUUUGAUUUUCUGUUGUGCGUCAAGGCGAUUCAAAUGCAGUCUAGUCAAACCCACAUGUUGACAGUAAGACAAAAUAAUCGAAACGAAAGAGACAAAAUGAUCCAAUUCUAGACAACAUUAGUUUGUUUGAAUUUUUAAGGUUAUAUGAAUAACUGUAUUUCGCCUCUACAAGAUUAAAAUGCAUACUAAACUAAUUAUUGAAGUACUUUACAUUACUUGUCCUUUACAAGACCAUUUAGUAAUAUCAGCUGACCCUAUAGUAAAUUUAUAUUAAGAGGUCAUGUGACCAUUUAAAGUUUGAAAUGGAGGUUAUUGUUCCUCUAAAGCCCUCUUCAAUUGGAUUGGAUCAUAUGUGAAGUAUAAAGUCAUCUUACUAAAUGUUUGAUUGAAACCUUGUUAAAUUUUUGUGAUAACUAUUUAUAUCUUUCUGCCUUUUCUUCUUGCAUGUAGAACAUGUUGCAGUAAGAUAUAGUGAUAUGCUGACAUCACUUAUUGAUUUUAUGAAGCGCAUUGGUUCUUGAAACAAAACAUUUUUUAUUUCACUCAUUUUAAUUUGAAUAACUAAAACAAUUUUUGUAAACAUUGAUGUCUCCUUAAUAAAUGAAUUUAAAAAUGAUAAUUUCAAUGAUAGGGAUUUUACCUUUUUUUGGUUUUGUUUUUGUUUUUUUCAUUUCCAUUUUAAUGAUGAUCUAGUAUUACUUUUAAUUUUAUUAUUCUCAUAUUCCUUAGGCAUUUUAUUCAGCAGAGAACAAAAGACGUCUUCAUUGCGUGAUGGCUUCCAUGGCCACAGCAUAUCAAGACUUCACCAAAAUAAAUCAAGAACCUGUGCUGCGCAGAUGUACGCCAUUCUGUGAAAAAAACAAGGAAUGCCCAGAGCAUCAUGAGUUAUUAGUAGCUAUUGUGAACUGCACAGAUAUGCUGGGUUCAUUGUCAAAUCUCGACAACCUUAAAGAGUGUGUAGAUAAGUACACCAAGGGUGGAUGGGGAAAAGAUGAUGAUGUCCCAGAUGCUGUGUCGGAUAAUCGAUUUCCUCUCAUCCAUUGGGCAGCAGCUCUUGGAAAGUGCAAUGCUUUAGAGUGGAUGCUCGCCAGUGGAUUUUCCCCAGUGGCAAAAUCAUCUGGAAAUGGUGAAACAGCCUUACACCGUGCUAUUCAGUGGCUGCACAAGUCAAGACCAAAGUUUACUGUUAAAGAACUCAAUCCAAAGUUUUCAAAAAUGGUUGCACUGUUGAAGGAGACACUGUUGAUCAAAGAUGAGGCUCAUGGAGAAACUCCUCUCCAUACAGCUGCUAAUAUGCUGGUUCAUGGAGAGCAUAAGCCUAAUUUCUUCCUGUCUUGUUGUGAAGUGAUUGUUAACAAAGGAAAGAAGAUGGGAGAUUAUGCAGAUGCUAUUUUAAACUCUGUUAAUGAUUCUGGUGAAACAGCCCUACAUGUUUUAGCUCGCGGUGAAAGACAUAAGGUGGAAUACUGCACUCAGGCCAUUAGGACUCUCAUUGUCGCUGGUGCAGAUAGGAGUAUCAGAAAUAAUGAAGGACAGACAGCUUUAGAUAUUGCCCUCGCUGGUGGAUCAGAAUCUAUUGUUGAGGAGCUUAUCAGGGUAUGUGUCAUAUACUAUGGCUACCUACACCUGACUGUCAGUAUAUACAUUGCAGUCGAUUGAAACCAAAACUAAUCAGUCCUGAAUGAUUUAUUGAAGAAGAGCUCUAAUACGUAUACCUUACAAUGCCAAUAAUCCUUUCAUGACUACCAUACCUUAAGGUGCCUAUAUGGACUUUCAAUGAACAAAGUUAGGGUGGUUUUCUUUUUACCAAAGGUGACUAAGAAACUGGGGCAUUAUGACAGAAUUAGUACACGAGUCUUUGUGUACAAUGAACUUUUGGGCAAUGCCUUUGUUUUUAAAGGGCAAGUGGUAGCUUUAAUGGGCCAAUUUGCUCCUGCCAGUUGUUUGGGCUUGCUGUGGGCUUAUGCAGUGCAUUCCAACCAUGUUCGGGGGUUUUGUGCCUUACUCAUCAAUAAAAGCAGAAAUGAAAGGAGUGCUUUGAUUCUGAACUUGAUAGUAAAAAAAAGGUUUAGAUUUUUUGGAGUAAAUUCCAUCCAUGCCUUCAUUCAUACCACCAGGUAGUUGAAACAGAUGAAUCUGUACUGGAUAACAUGUCUGCUGCUGAGAGCACAGGAGAGCUGGGAUACUCUGGCCUUGUGACCCCAUCACCUCCUCUUAGUAUAGAUGGACACAGUCACUCACCAGUGAGUGCUACAACAAUGGACAAUGAAGAUGAGGAUUCUAUAUAUCCUCGCAUUGCCCAUGUGCAGUCAGUCAACAUUAAGGUGGAGCCUCUUGAUGACAAUGAAGAUCCUGAUCAGGUAUUAAGUCAAAGCAAUCCUAAGGAUGAGAAUAUGGCUGGGGAUUGGGAAAGGAUAAUUGUAGAAUUAGCAAGAAUUAAGUGUUAUGUAACACCAAGUACCGUAAUCUUCCACUUAUACGCUCCCCAAGUUGUAGGCCUAUCAACCUGUAAACCAAAAAAUACAUCUAGUUAUAAGCCCCCUCUAGCAUUUUUUGAUUGAGCUGAAUUCAAAUUUUUACGACGUUUUAAAGCUUAAAAAGAGAAGUAAAUUCAAAAAGUGUUUUAGUCAGCACUGCUAUGUAGCUUGUUUUGAAACUUUUUUUGAUAUGCCCCCCAAAACCCCCACCCCUGGGAUAUAUUCAUUUAUGUGCCCUCCUAAAACCCCUUGCAAAGCUGGAUAAGCCCAGGGAAAUCAAACAUUAGCCUUAGAGAUUCCAGUUGGAAGUAUAUUAUUAUUGUUUUCUGUUGUUGUUAUUGUUGUUGUUGUCAAAGGAGCUGCUUGUAAGUGUGUAGCUUUAAGACUGGAACAGGUGGUUUGAUGGAUGAUGUUUUUGUAGACUUGAUCUCUUCCUAACCUUUUCCACUUAUUAUAGUUAAAAGGUGGUGUGUCAUCAUUUUUGCAGCAAAUUCAGCAGUUGCAAGAAGAGCAGGCUUCAAGUAGUGGACCUAGUUCAGGUAAGUGCUGCAUCAGAUAAGAAUUUGUUGGAGAUGCACAAGUAAUAUGAUUAUCAAACAUGUGGUGCAGCAGUGUUUUCAAUAGCAUUCAGACACCAAGAAGCUGGCUUUAGAAAAAGAGAAACAGCUAACUUUUGUUAGGUGGAGUUCAUGAUGUGUGAACAUUGGACAAAAUGCUUCCUUGACUGGUGUCUGUAAACGAUAAAUACAUCUGGUUAUAAGCCCCCACAAGAUAUAAGCCCCCCUCUAUCUUGUAUUGGAAUAAAUUCAGUUUUUUUGAAGUUUAAUUAAGCUAGUAAAGUAGAAAAGGUUUUUUGAUCAGCACUGCUAUGUAGCUUGCUUUGAAACGUUUAUAUCAGUCCAGUUAAUUAAGCCCCCUGUUAAAACCUCCUAAACCCUCCUUACGACGAAGUUGUAUAUGCCCAGGCUUAUAAGCGGAAGUUUGCGGUAUAUGUUUUUCAAAGAUAUUUUAUUUAAUGUCUGUAUUGUUGUUUUAUAAUUUCUGAUGUUGUAAAAUAGCCUAGAGCUGUCUUCAAUUUGACAUGUUUUAUCUGAGUAGUUUUGAGAUAAUUUUGUGUGAAAUGAACGUUUCAGAUCUUUGUGGUAACUCACCAUUGCUCAAACAUCUUGGAGAGGCAGGGCUUUUGAAUGAUGUGUCAGCAUUACUUGCUCGUGCACGGAGUAGAGAUGAAGGCAACCUUCGGAAAUUGCAAGCCCAAGCUAAAGGUAUCAGUGGAUUUUAGCGACAGUAGUCAGUAUUACACUGCAUACAUGUAUAAGCAUGCGUAUAUAAGACUGCACACCCCCCUCUCAACUCCAAAACAACUCAAACAAAAGUUGCAAUAAAAUAGACAAUUAGACUUUCUAGUCUACUAUGGCUAAACUGUGGACCGCAUCUCACAACCCUUGCACAUAUUAUUUAUGUGGGACAUUAAAGAACCCACACACUGUUCGUAAUGAGUAGGGGUCUUGCUCCCUGGUGAUGUGGUUAUCUCUCAAGGGUAUAGAGACUGUUAUUGUCAAGCAGUAAUUAGUGCCAUGCACUGUUGCGGUGACACUGCCAAGAAUUGCCUAACUUUUUGUUUUUGUUUAUGUUUGUUUGUUUUUCCUUUUAUGUUGUUCUAUUUAUCUUAAUUAAUUUAAUUAAUUUAUUUAUUUUCUAUCACUUUUUUCUUCUUCAAAAUUUAUGAUAUUUUUCCUCUCUAUCUUUCGUGUGUUGCAACCCUAUAAAAUGUAAUUUAACUAUUGUAACUACUCAGCUCGUUUAGUUCUUUUUGCUAUUCUGAGUAGGUUGUUUUCCUGAUAAAUUUUAAGUUAUGCUGUUCUUGUAAAUGUUUUAAGUUUACAAAAUAAAAUGGUUGGUUGUUAUUGUUGUUGUUGUUGCUUAAGUAAAUAAAUAAAUAGAAAAUAAUGUAUUAUGUUCUUUUUCUGUUGCAGAGGUAGAUGCACAAAUUAAUACAAAACUGAAAGAAAUUGAAAGAAUGAAGCUUGAAGUUUCCUCACUUAAACUGAAACGAAAGAGAUGUGAUAUUGAAGUUGACAAACUUCAUAAAAGACUUGCAUCGUGUGACAAUGCACUAAGGGAAAUACCCGGUGCAUCUUCACAGUCUUCGACCCCUACAAGCAUGUGAUUGUGUAGAAAUAUUAUGUUGUACAUUGUUAAAUUGUAUAUAAAAUUUACUUUUCUUGUAUAACAAAGGAAAAAAAAAGGAAUUUAUUACAUUCAAGGUAGAGGUCAACAUGUUUUGGCUCACUCUGGUAAUGCAGAGUGAACUUUAUAAGCCACAAGCUAAUGUAUGAGCUCUUUAAAACCCAAUGGAACACCUAAAAAAAAGGUGCAGUUAAAAACCCACACCACUCAGAUCUUUUGUUCUUUUUUGUAAUGUCUUGAUGGUAACAGGGAACGUUUUGAUGUUGUGCGUCUUGUGUGAGCCAUACGCCUCAACCUUGAAAUCAAAAAUUAAUCAUCUAUUUGAACAAAAUAUAUUUAUUUAAGUAUUCUACAGUGCAAAACAACGUUUUACCAGAAGAAACUGGUUUGGAAAAGGAGUUGUAAGUCUCAUUUUAUUUGCAAUAGUCACACAUGACAAAUGCCUUGUAUUUAAGUCAUCAGCUGAUAUUUGAUUGGAUGUGUAAUGAAAUUUAAAAUCUUCCUUGUUAUAAAGGUUGCUUAAAUGUUUUGUCAAUCUUGUCCUUGGCAGUUUAAUAAUAGUAAUUGUAAUACUGUAAUUAUCCUUAACCCUCUAUGAGGCUUGUCAAGGAUAAUGAAACAAGUAAUUUAAAUGGAACAUAAUAUGGUUAAAAAUUCCAACUGGCGAGAGGCGAACCAGUUGGAUAUUUUACAAGCUAUCGUGGCCGAGGAUUUGAACUCGGGACUACCGAGAACAAAUCCAGCUAGCGGUCAGGGGGGACUUGAACUCGGGGCCUCUGAAUUAGAAGUCCGGCACUCUAACCGCUCGGCCACGCCACCUCCUUCUCAGCUUCCCUUGAGAUUCUUGGUUAUGAGUAACCGUAUGUGAUCUUAUUGACGCACCCAGCCAAAUAAACGCCUCUUGUCUAAUAAAUGCCUCCCUUAUAAUUUUAAGUUUGUAUUAGACGCCCCUCACUAAGAAACCGGCACCCCAUGUCUAAUAGACGCCCCCCUCCCUUCCGCCACCCAUAUCCAAAAUUCAAGGAAAUAGCACGAAGGAGCAAGAUCG